GGGAGGCUGUGGUGAGAUGGGUACAGCACAGCAAGGAGGACAGACUGCACCACCUACCCAGCAUCCUCCCUCACAUCCGCUUCAACCUGCUGACCUCAGACAAAACGGCAGCCAUCUUGGAACAUCCCCUGGUCAGGGAUCCUGGGAGUUCUGAGGUCAUCACGAAUGUGGUACAGAAAGUGAACUCCAAUCUGAAGCCGAGGCUUGGGAUGACUACAGAAAUGGCUCUGCUGUACCGGGGUCCCAAUGAGCUCCUCUUCAUGAACCCUCGGGAAGGGAAGUACAUCAGCUGCAGUUACAAGCCAGAAGACCUCCCUGAUGUCUCAGCUAUGACAGUCACCAGUGAUAAUGACAUUUGUAUCCUGGAAACUAAAGAAUUAGAGAAUGAGGACCAGGUGUCCCUUUUUAAAUACGACCAUGCAAAGAAUGUGUGGGAACAUGAAAGUAUGUCCUCAAUAUCUAAGUACCCGGAAUGUUAUUUGAAGUGUUGUGAAGAAAUGCUUUUUGAAGUUGAUCGGACAUUGUAUUACCUUAUAUUACAAGACGAGGGACCAUUAGCUUUACUUCAGAUGAGAAUGUACAACCAGCACACAAAACAGUGGCAGGAGUGUUCACAGCUGCAAUUCGAUCGAACUUUAUACUACGUUGCAACUUUGUCAUGUGGUUCACACCUCUAUUUCAUAGAAAGUGAUGAAGUGCAUCGCUACGACCCGAGCCAAGACAAGUGGAGCAUGCGGACCCCACCUUCGCUCAUUUUUAGUGUUUGCACAGCCGUUGCCAUAGGGACAAUGAUUUUCUGUACAGAUGUUGACUUCAGUCAGACUAUGGUUUAUGAUACGGAGUCAGACCACUGGCAGAAAUUGCAAAGCUGGUCGAACCCAGAAAAUUUUGAUAUCAAUGUUAGACCCAGUCUUUUCGUACUGGAUAACCAGCUGCACAUAUGGUUAACCUGUACUAAUGAUGACGAUGAAGAAGAGGAUCACGUAUAUGUGUAUGACAGGCUUUCUGAUGCCUGGACAGACUUGAAGGUCACGCUGCCUGAUAAGGAAUAUUAUGUGCAUGGUCGCCAUUGCCCGGUAGCACGGAUGUACCUGCCAUAUCUUAAAGGACGCAAAAUGAUCACUUCUUACGGUUGCAAACAUUAAUAUGCACACCUAGAGUACAGAGCAGUGCAGUAUUUUUCAUGAUUUUUAGCAAAGCCUUUAUAAUAGGAUAGAUAUUGUACUAGAUUUUGAAUUUAGGAACAUCUUUUCUUAGAAAAGAUACAUUAAUGGCAGCUAUUAUAACACUAUGGUAAAUUCACAAUACCAGCUAAAAGCACACUUACACACA
Molecule: messenger RNA, 1332 nt
Organism: Branchiostoma floridae (Florida lancelet)
Lineage: Eukaryota; Metazoa; Chordata; Leptocardii; Amphioxiformes; Branchiostomatidae
Product: kelch-like protein 21
Exons: 3
Coding region: 210-1145 (311 amino acids)
Molecular function (GO): protein binding
Source: RefSeq, a predicted model, not a curated record